GAUCUUCCAUAAUCGUAGCGACAUAUAGCAUACUCUAACAUUUUGUCGAUCACAACUCCCUCCUUCCAGCAAUAUCGUGAGAAUUUAUGAAUUCGGGAACAUGCAACAAAAUAUAAAGUAGGACGUUCUUGAUGAGCAUUUGUGCAGUGUCGGGGCUUGUCUUUUCCCUUUGAGGAUUUUUUCGGCCGCUGUUUUUCGACGAGCAGACGCGGUGUACAUAUAUACGACAGCUGUCAUAAUUUUCGCUGCUUCCCCGACGGGUCCCUUGCCCCAGAAACUCCCCACAAAAAAGGGCUCGGUCUCUCGCUUGGAACUUCCCUGAGACACAGCAAACUUCAACCCACUCCAAAAACCGUUUCCGCUCUCAAUUUCUUCUGUCAAUCAUCCAAACAUGGCCUCAACCGCCUUUGCAGAUGCGAACCCUUCCUGCUGGCGCUGUCCCCAGUGCACGGCUGUCAAUGCGACGGGCGCCAUCAUUUGCAAGCUGUGCCUUUUGGCGCCGCCUCCGGCCGGUCAGUGGGCUUGCACUGAGUGCUCGCUUCUGAACAAGAACGAAGACCUCGCGUGCGUUAUUUGCUACGUGACCAAACCGACGGCUCGCUUCAGGAGCGUCAUCUGGGAAUGGACGCCCGACAAUGAAAGGUGGAUCCCCUACGACGAGCCCACCAGCACGGCCAUCGAAAGAGCCUACAGCACCAACGCCAAGACCAUCGACCUCAACACCGGGACGUACUUCUCGCAGUUCCGCGGCACGUACAAAUUCUACCUCAACAGACCCACAAAGACGUACUACCAGAAGAACGUCCUGACGCAUUUCCGCCGGCCCGCGCGCCGCCGCUCCAACGAGCACGUCUUUGUCACCAUCGACCCGGCGACGCUGGAGGCGAACGACCGCUGCGUCAUGUGCCAGGAAGACUUCUCGGAUGUGGAUGACGCGACUGUGACUGAGGCGGAGCGUACGGUGGUGAGGUUGAAGGUGUGCCAUGGCCACUUUUUCCACAAGGAGUGUAUCUCGCAGUUUGUGAUGAUCAGGGAGAGGUGCCCCGUUUGCUUUGCGAGGGUGGAUGUGUUGUAGGAUGCGGUACCCCCCAUUCGACGAGCGGGGGGUGGCACGGGGGUGCCUCUCAUCCAAAACAGAAUUAUGUAGGUUUUCGGUAUCAAUUUUUACUCGCCUAUUGAGCGAAAAAAAAAAGGAGGGGAUGGAAAAUGAGAGAGCUGGGAAACAACGAGGUCGGAAAACGGAAUUCUUUUUGGAUGGAUCGAAGCGGCGUGUACGGAACCAACCUCCCUAUUCGCAUCUCCAAAAUAACAGAGGCUGGCGUAGGGGUAACAAAAUUAUAUUUGCGGUAUCAAUUACAAUAUCGUCUUCAAAGGAUAUCAUCGAACUGUCUCGGUGAUGGAGCCUUUGAUGUCGCUGCCCGACAUGUUACGUACGGUGAUUGCCGGACACAUAAAUUCGGCUAGGAUCAUGAGUUGCUGAACUGCCUGAUGGCGACA
Messenger RNA from Fimicolochytrium jonesii, 1497 nucleotides. RefSeq lists its product as uncharacterized. The transcript has 4 exons. The coding region runs from base 392 to 1075 and encodes 227 amino acids. Lineage: Eukaryota; Fungi; Chytridiomycota; Chytridiomycetes; Spizellomycetales; Powellomycetaceae. The record is from RefSeq and is a predicted model, not a curated record.